CUGUGUCUUUGGUUCAGGAGGUGAGGAGGGAGGAGAGGCUUUCCCUGUGGGAUGAGUCUGGGAUGAGCAUCCCUGCUGGCUUUUUGGCCUCCUCGUUCCUUAAACCGUCACUUAAGCCAGACCCCGACCUCAGGGCCAAAACUCACGCUGCCACAGAGCAUAAUCCCGACGUGAGGGCGAGGGUCUCCCAACCUCCUUCGGAAGAGGGUCCGGGGACUUCUCCGGGCACGCAGCCCCCGCUCCGUGCUGGGCCUUCUGAGCUGCCAGGCUCGCCUCUGAGCCCUGCGUAUUUUCAAAAGUGGGGGGGUUUAUUUCAAAAAAGAAAAGUAAUUUGAGCUAAUAAGUGAAUUAAACUGGCCUUUGCAUCACACGGGGGCAGCUGUUGCUGCGCCGAUGGAGGAGGAAGAGGAUGCCCGUGCGAGCAGGGGAGCUUCUACUGUGCAGAAAUGAGAUGAAAACUUCAUUUUCCGGCUGCCUCAUCCCCUGCGGCAUCUCCCCGAGCUCCUCGCCGCUCCCCGUCCUCGGCCCCAGCCAUCCCUCGAGGCAGCACCCUUGGGUGGGUGCACACCUUGCCGCCUUUGGAUUCAUUUCCCCCAACUCUGGGGCGGUUUUGAGCCCCCCCCCCCCCCCCCAGCACGGCGAGUUGGUCCUUUAUAAGAAACACUGUUAAUACGAACCAUCUCCCAAUGGAUCCAUCCAGGAAAGGAUCUGGUCUCCAUCCCCAGCUGGAGUUUGAUGCCGCAGGUCGGGGUGUCCGCCCAGACGCCGUCACUGAUUUUCCUCGCCGUGAGCACGCGAAGGAGAGGGGUUUUAGAUGAUGUUUUGAAGAUUUGCAUUGGAGGGAAUGGGAGAAACUGCAGAAACUCUCCUUGUUAAUUAUCUCCUUCCUAAACGAGGCCAACGAAGGCAGCUGAGCCCUGGGACGACCAUCACUGCGCAGGCAGCACCCGCCGGGGACCUCCUGGGCACAGAAAUGGGGCCGGUUUGGGGCGAUGGAGGUGGUAAAACACGAUGGGGGGGUCAGGGACGUGGUGGCAGCGAUGCCUCCACUUUUCCCCUCGGAUCAUGUGAAGGGUCAGUGUCAUUAAAUCAGUUCCUUAAUUGGGCUGAUGCUUAUGCUGGUUCAAUGGCUGCUUUUUCCCCUCCUUUAGCAAUAGGAAUAAGCAAUUUACCUACAACUAAAUACCCCAAAAAGCUGUAUUUAAACCCAGGCUGGGCUGGGAAAUCGCACCCUGCUCAAGGGCUUCACCGCGGCCCCGGUGCUGCUGCAGCUUUGGCACCAACGCAUCCUUUUUUGGGGGAUAAGGGCACCGGCGUUUCCUUUUUGGCUUUAAAGAUGCCGGAGGCGAUGCGGAGCCCAUCCCUGAGCUUUAUCUCAGGGCGGGCAGUGCCUCCCGUUACCCAUUUGCUCCCCCGGAAUCGUAUCCGAAAACCCUCUGAUCCCCCUGCUCCGAGAUUGCCGUGUCCCGGCAUUCCGCAGGGAUGCCGUUGGCUGACAUGCUUUUUUUCGAAGCCGGUUGUUCCGUUGCCAUGAGAACGGCGGUUGGAGCGGAGGGGACAGAAAGCGGAGAGGAGAUGGCACAACCGGAUGGAUGCUGGGCUCCCCGGGAAGGGGGGGGGACCCGGCAUCCCGGGAAGCUUCCCGCUCCAGCCUGGCCCUGGGGACGGGGACGAGGGAUGUCCUGGGCUCGGUUCAAAAGCCGAAGCUGCUGGUGUUGCGGUGACCCGAAAGCAUCGGGCGGAUGCAGAGCGAUGCUCGCCGGUCUUCCCCACCGGAGGAUCAGCUCCUAAAAAUUCCUCGCCCGAGCUGGAGCCGUGCAUUUCCAGGCUUCCCGUGGGGACGCGGUGAGCCCGCCGGCAGCUCCGGGGGCUGGCUCCGGAAAGCUGGUGGCAAAGCACCCCCCCCUUGCCGCCCACCGGCUCUCCAUGCGAACCGCGGCCAAAUGGAUGCGAUCGCGAGCGCCGGCCUCAAGAGGAAGUUUGAGGAUGCGGACGUGGGCUCGCCGGGCUCCAACUCGGACAUCUCGGAGAUCUCCAACAGCGACAGUGCCGAUAGCUGCGACAGCGUCAACCCCUCCAGCUCCACCGGCUUCAUACCCACCUCCAUCCUGAAGCGGCAGAAGCAGCUUCGCAGGAAGAAUGUCCGCUUCGACCAAGUGACCGUCUACUACUUCGCCCGACGCCAGGGCUUCACCAGCGUCCCCAGCCAGGGCGGCAGCUCCCUGGGCAUGGCCCAACGCCACAACUCCGUCCGCCACUACACGCUCUGCGAGUUCGCCCAGGAGCAGGAGGUGAAUCACCGGGAGAUCCUACGGGAGCACCUCAAGGAAGAAAAACUCCACGCCAAGAAAAUGAAGCUCACCAAGAACGGCACGGUGGAGUCGGAGGAGGCGGACGGCCUGACGCUGGAGGACGUCUCGGAUGACGACAUCGACGUGGAGAACGUGGAGGUGGACGACUACUUCUUCCUGCAGCCGUUGCCCACCAAACGCCGCCGAGCUCUGCUGCGAGCCUCCGGUGUUCACCGCAUCGAUGCUGAGGAGAAGCAGGAGCUGCGGGCCAUCCGCCUGUCCCGGGAGGAGUGCGGCUGCGACUGCCGCCUCUACUGCGACCCGGAGGCUUGCGCCUGCAGCCAGGCAGGGAUUAAAUGCCAGGUGGAUCGCAUGUCCUUCCCCUGCGGCUGCUCCCGGGAUGGUUGCGGUAACAUGGCCGGUCGGAUCGAAUUCAAUCCUAUCCGGGUGCGGACUCACUACCUCCACACCAUCAUGAAGCUGGAGCUGGAGAACAAGCGUCAGGGUGGGCGGCCACCGGCGCCGGAGGAGGAGGCGGCCGCUGCCGCCGCCGCUCACGGCUCCGCUAGCGACUGGCUGGGGCCGCAGCCGGCCGAAACGCAGGACUUCCAGGAGUUCAUGGCGGAGAACGAGACGGCCGUCAUGCACCUGCAAACGGCGGAGGAGUUGGAGAGGCUGAAGGCUGAGGAAGACUCCAGCAACGGCUCCAGCAUGGAGAGCUUGGGCGUUUGCAUCCUGGAGGAGCCCCUGGCCGUGCCGGAGGGUUUGUGCCCAGGUCUCGCCGCCCCCAUCCUCAUCCAAGCCCAGUUACCUCCGGGCUCGUCCGUCCUCUGCUUUGCCGACGGCUCGGAGCAGGCAGCCUCGGCGGUGGGCGACCAGCCCUACUUGAACGAUGGACCUGUGGUCUACUACCAGGUGGAGCAGAGGCCGGUGCUGGGUGUCAAGGGCGAGAGCAGCCCGGCGGAGCCGCCGGCACCGUCCUCCUGCCUGAGCGAGAAGAACCUCAGCGUCCUCCCCGUCCCCGUGGUGACUUGCAGCCGAGCCGCCGCUGCUGCGAGCAAGGGGGAAGCAUCCCGAAAUCCUCCCUCGUCCCCGGAGGCUGCUCCAUCCUCUGAGGGCUGCCGAGCGGCGGCUGCUGCCCGCUGCCCGCGUUCCCCGUCCCCCGUGCCACCGGAGCAAGCCCUGGAGCGGGCGCACGAGCCGCCCUCCGCCGAGGAGCGCUCGCUGGGGCCUGUCCUGCCCAUGUGAGCGGCCCCGUUCCCCCCUCCCUCCUCGGCGCUCAUUUAUUUAUUGACAAUAAUAUUUUAUGGACCGGCA
Molecule: messenger RNA, 3608 nt
Organism: Aquila chrysaetos chrysaetos
Lineage: Eukaryota; Metazoa; Chordata; Aves; Accipitriformes; Accipitridae
Gene: CSRNP2
Product: cysteine and serine rich nuclear protein 2
Exons: 5
Coding region: 1743-3539 (598 amino acids)
Biological process (GO): regulation of transcription by RNA polymerase II
Cellular component (GO): nucleus
Molecular function (GO): DNA-binding transcription factor activity, RNA polymerase II-specific; sequence-specific DNA binding
Source: RefSeq, a predicted model, not a curated record